AUGGCUGGUACAGAUCAGUACGUCCCGCCCGAGAAAGCUUAUCCCGUUGAAGUUCUGGCGGACCACAACGACAUCGAUGAUCCCUGUCUUCACGACAAUUAUUACGAUGCUGCUCAAGGUAGCCAAGAGAAUCCGUUCUACAUCGAGCCCCUAGGCCAGAACGUCGUGCUUCCCCAGCAAGCCAACAACGCCUUCGAGGGACCGUUCUCUCAGCAGGGCCAGAAUGACGCCAUUCAAGCCGAGCACUAUCCUCCCAUCGACCCCGAGCUCGAGAACCAGGCCAUCAUUGCCGCUCAGGCGGCCGGACACCCUCUCAGCGAGCCUCACACUGCUCUCGCGGGCGAUUCCGUGCAUCCGAACUUUAGCGACCCUCUUCCCGAUUACAUCUAUGACUUUCAGGCUAGCGCUAUGAACAUGCAGCCAGGUCACGCCGGCCAGAUCGACAACUUGCUCCAGGAUGGCUUCAACCUCCCGUACCCUGACUUGGGCCCGGUCCCUGCACCUCCCGCCGGCUUUGGCGAUCCCGCGAUGUUCGUUCAAGAGCACGAGCAAUGGCAGCAUUACAACAACCAGGGAUACGAGCGGUAUGGGCGGCAAAUGGUCGACAUGCAGGCGCAGGAGAUGCCUUUCCAGCACGUGCAACUCCAGUACCACCAAGAUCAGCACAAUGAGGACCAAGAGCAUCAGGAGAUGCCUAACCAGCCGUACUCGCAGAACGAUGGAUAUCAUAUUCAUGGACAGGGCCAUCACGACCAAGAUCUUCCCCAGCAGCAUGAUCACCACGUCUACCAGAACCUCGCGUUCAAUCAGCGGCAGCAGGAGCAGCACAAUCAUGAUCAUAGCGGAGGUGCCCAGAUCCAGCAAGACGACGCCCAGAACGCCGCCGCCGCUCCCAACCCGCUCGCACAGAACAAUAACCCUCAACCCGCCGCCAACGCCCAAGCGCCUCGGGGCAGACGUGGAAGACGGUCGCAUACCAGAACCAUCCCGGGUUCCCAGUUCAACGACGGAACGCCCGACCCCAACCCCGACUACUAUGGCCUGGAAAAGGUCUCUCCGAGACCCCCUUGCCGGGAGCUCCCGAGAAUGGUGAAUGGCGUCCAGAAGGUCGUAAUCAAGUGUAAUCGAUGCGAUAAAAUUCUUUCCCGCAAAGAUGAGAUGCGGUGGCAUCUCCGCCGCGACCAUUAUGGAAAAGAAUGCCGCGAAGAGGGGUUCCAUAUCGAGAAGGGCCGCCAGCAGGCCCUUCUCGAUUGCCCCAAGUAA
Colletotrichum fioriniae is the source of this 1263-nucleotide messenger RNA. RefSeq lists its product as uncharacterized. The record is from RefSeq and is a predicted model, not a curated record. Lineage: Eukaryota; Fungi; Ascomycota; Sordariomycetes; Glomerellales; Glomerellaceae.